UUUGCUAUUUUAUCUUUUCCUGCCUUGUUUAAUAAUGUCAACUUUCUGAAGGACCACGCCACGUCCUGGUUCUUACAAGUGAUUACGUCUUAACGUUAAUCUAUGUACAUAUAUACCUGUUUACUCGCUAAAGCUUCAACUCUUUUGCCAAGUCUGUCAGCUGUCUGUUUGCUCACUUUCGGGUUUAUUUCCUUGAGUCCUCAUCUUUUAUCAACCAAUGUCUUUUACCGGACGAAGAGCCACCCCUCCAUCUCACUGAAAUUUUUGAAUAAUUUCUUUCGUUUUCUUUAUCAUCCCUGUAGCCUGAGCGGGGAAUGUUGGGGUGUUCAGUUUGGUGAAUAUAUCUGCUGGCCAAUUCACCCUUCGACCAAGACAUAUCUUCUCUGCGGUAUAAAUCAAAUUAAUGACCGCCUUAUUUACAGAGUUGUUGAGGAUGGGAAUAAACGUUGCUGGAUAGGAGUGCUGGGACACCACAAUGGCGAAAGUUAAAUGAAUAUUGAACAUUUUUAAGCUGCUUGGCUAGUGCCCAAACCGGUGUAGAUACGUAAAAAUGAUUCUAAGAUAUCAACAUCUAUCCAAAGACUGAUGUUUAGGUUUAGAUAUAAAAAGACUUUUCAUUGAUAAGAAUUG
This is a messenger RNA of Talaromyces proteolyticus, 630 nucleotides long. RefSeq lists its product as uncharacterized. NCBI's taxonomy places the organism in Eukaryota, Fungi, Ascomycota, Eurotiomycetes, Eurotiales, Trichocomaceae. The transcript has a single exon. The record is from RefSeq and is a predicted model, not a curated record. The coding region runs from base 103 to 489 and encodes 128 amino acids.